Ilex paraguariensis (yerba mate) is the source of this 711-nucleotide messenger RNA. NCBI's taxonomy places the organism in Eukaryota, Viridiplantae, Streptophyta, Magnoliopsida, Aquifoliales, Aquifoliaceae. The record is from the annotation of a GenBank genome assembly.
AUGGAAAACUUCAAUAAUUCUCAAAUGCUAAAGCUCUCUUUUAUAGCUACACUCCUCAUUGCACCUCUUUUAUCCCCAUCACUAAGGCCUGCAUAUAUCUACUUUGUUGUCAAUCUUCUCAUUAUCGUCCUUGGAGCCGAAGCUGGCCUUCUAUCUUUCUUCUCCAAAGCGACAGAUGACAAGAAACACGCUGUCGUGAUUGCACAAAAACCUGUGGUUGCAUCAGAGGUUUCUCCUGUUAAAGGGGAUGUUGUUAAUACUACCAUUGGGACGGCCACUCUGGAAUAUAAUCAGAAUAAGGCCAAGGUGGUGGAAAAAUGUUCAUCUGAGAAGAUUGUUGGAGUGGUUACUGUGCAUAAGGUUAAGAAAUGUCCCUCUACACCAAGCAUCUUCUUCAUAGGAGGUGCGGAGACAGAAGCAGAAGAGGUGAUAGAUGAUGAUGAUGAUGAAGAGGAGGUUGCGGGCAUUAGUGGGCAGGAGCUAUUCAAUAAAGCUGAGACAUUUAUUGGCAACUUCUAUAAACAGUUGAAGAUGCAGAGAGAGGAGUCAUGGAAGAAAAUUCAUGGGCUUUAUCACAAAGCCUUUUGAGCAGUACCCUUUCUUUCUUUCUAGUAUGUAGCAUAUGUUAAGUGUAGGGUCAUUGGUUUGUGGGAUAUUGUUAAGCAGAGGGGAAUCCAUAGCAUUCUAUUUAUGGUUCUUCUAGGCUUUGGG